CGCGGGUGCAAUUUCUUCCAAGCGCUUCUGCAUGCUUGGCUGGGGGAAGCGGCAAACGCCCGAAAAGGGCUCCCUGCGCACGAGGAUUUGGAAGGCGGUGCGGUGCGGUGUGCGAGAGAGCGGCGGUGGCAGCAAAAAAGUCAAAAACUUCAAAAGUCACGGGUGCCAGCAUCGUCGCUGGUGCUAAGUCUCAUCUAAGCAGGCAUUUGAUUCCUCAAGUCUCUCCCUUCACCUUGUGUUGCACGCAGUCUUUCGCAACAAAGCGCUUUACUACCACAUCGAGCAGCUCCUGGAACGAUCCAUACGCCACUAGCCUCCUCCCCACACCCGCCCACAGCUCAGCAUGUACGGCUUCUCUCGGGGCCUCAGGGCCGCCGCCACCCCAGCGGCGAGGUCAGCCAUGUCCCCCGCUAUGAUGAGAGCUACUGCUUCUCCCAGUGCUGCACGCCUUGCCCCACUCGGUGCAAGAUUGCAAUCAGGCAAGGUCACUGGCCCCGUCAUUGGUAUUGACUUGGGUACAACCAACUCUUGCGUUUCCGUGAUGGAGGGUCAGACAGCUCGAGUCAUCGAGAACGCAGAAGGUGGAAGGACAACCCCCUCAGUGGUCGCCUUCACGAAGGAAGGUGAACGAUUGGUUGGUGUCCCUGCCAAGCGUCAGGCUGUUGUGAACCCAGAGGCUACGCUUUUCGCCACCAAGCGAUUGAUCGGUCGUAAAUUCCAAGACAAGGAAGUUCAAAAGGAUAUCGACAAUGUCCCAUUUAAGAUUGUGCCCCACUCAAAUGGCGACGCCUGGCUGGAAGUACGAGGUCAGAAGUACUCCCCUGCUCAAAUCGGUGCUUUCGUAGUUGGAAAGAUGAAGGAGACUGCCUCUGCCUACCUUGGCAAGCAGGCAGGUCACGCUGUCAUUACUGUUCCCGCUUAUUUCAACGACGCACAAAGGCAGUCCACCAAAGAUGCAGGUGCCAUUGCAGGCCUUGACGUUCUCCGUGUCAUCAACGAGCCCACAGCGGCAGCACUCGCAUACGGUCUCGACAAGACUGCUGCUAGCGUGAUUGCUGUCUUCGAUCUGGGAGGUGGUACAUUCGAUGUUUCGAUUCUGGAGAUGCAAAAAGGUGUUUUCGAGGUGAAGAGCACCAACGGUGACACGCAUCUGGGAGGUGAAGACUUCGACAUUGUCCUCGUUGAACACCUCGUGCAAGAGUUCAAGAAAGAGUCUGGUAUCGAUCUCAGCAAGGACCGCAUGGCCAUCCAGCGAAUUCGUGAGGCAGCGGAGAAGGCAAAGAUCGAGCUGUCCAGCGCGUCGCAGACAGACAUUUCCUUGCCAUACAUCACUGCGGACGCUUCUGGACCCAAGCACAUCAACAGCAAGAUGAGCAGAGCGCAGCUCGAGGGUCUUGUUGGCAAGCUCAUCGACAGGACUGUUGAGCCUUGCAAGAAAGCUAUCCAGGAUGCCGGCAUCAAGCCUCAGGAUGUCCAGGACGUCAUCAUGGUCGGUGGUAUGAGCCGCAUGCCCAAGGUUCUCGAGACCGUGAAGAGCAUCUUCAAGCGUGAUCCAUCUCGCGGCGUCAACCCUGAUGAAGCUGUUGCGAUCGGUGCUUCCAUUCAGGGUGGUGUUUUGAGCGGACAGGUCACCGACAUCUUGCUGCUUGAUGUCACGCCCUUGUCUCUCGGUAUCAACACCCUGGGAGGCGUCUUCACCCGUCUCAUCAACCGCAACACUACCAUCCCCACCAAGAAGAGUCAAGUCUUCUCCACGGCCGCUGAUGGUCAGACAGCCGUCGAUAUUCAGGUGUACCAGGGAGAGCGUGAGCUCGUCCGGGACAACAAGCUCCUUGGAAACUUCCAGCUCUCCGGUAUCCCUCCUGCACCCAAGGGUGUGCCUCAGGUCGAGGUCACCUUCGACAUUGACGCAGACGGUAUUGUGAAUGUGUCCGCUCGCGACAAGGUUGCUGGCAAGGAGCAACACGUUACCAUUGCCGCCGGCUCUGGUCUCAGCGACGACGAGAUCGAGCGCAUGAUGGCCGACGCAGAGCAGAACGCAGAAGCUGACAAGGCGCGAAAGUCUUUGAUCGAGGAGGCCAACAGGGCGCAGAGCGUCAGCAGCGAGACUGCCAAGGCGAUGGCAGAGUUUGGCGAUCAAAUCGAAAAGGCAGAGGCGGACAAGGUCAACCAGCUGAUCAAGGAGGUGGAAGAGCUUGCGGCCAAGGCACAAGCAGACAACUCUGCUGUCGAUGCAGAGGAGCUCCGCAAGGCCAUCGACAACGUUCAACAAGCCAGUCUUGGUCUCUUCAAGAAGGUUUACGAGAAGCGCGCGCAGGAUGGCGAGGCGUCUGGUCAGGCACAACAACCAAAGGAGGGCGAGGGAGAGAAGAAGGAGUAAAGCAAUGGUAGAUUGUAACCCUUCUUUCUGCCGAUUGAUGUUCGUGCUGUCUCCAAACCGAGACUGACUACGAGAUCGCCUCCGUCUCACUAUCCCCGCCAUCUUGUAAUCUGUGUCACUCAUCCCCACGCUCUUCUUUUUGCACAAAAGUAUCACCGCUCUGUAGAUAGAAUAUGGGCAGGACGUGCAAUUCCUGUCUUGGCCCUGCGCCACGGGAUAGCACGCCACCCUUUUUCAAAAGGCAAAAUCAUCACACUGCUUGCACGAGUCGUUGGUGCGAAGGCCAAGAGCCCUGCGUGCGCGAAGAAGCGGUGCAUACCUGAGUUCCUCAC
Molecule: messenger RNA, 2712 nt
Organism: Ceraceosorus guamensis
Lineage: Eukaryota; Fungi; Basidiomycota; Exobasidiomycetes; Ceraceosorales; Ceraceosoraceae
Product: putative SSC1-mitochondrial HSP70 member
Exons: 4
Coding region: 401-2380 (659 amino acids)
Biological process (GO): protein refolding; cellular response to unfolded protein
Cellular component (GO): mitochondrion; cytoplasm
Molecular function (GO): ATP-dependent protein folding chaperone; heat shock protein binding; ATP binding
Source: RefSeq, a predicted model, not a curated record